GUAAAAUUUGGAGAGAAGGCAGCUGUUGAAAAAUGUUAAAGCUUUGGGUCAAACAAGCUUGACCUUAGAGGGUUUACUCUCCUUUUCCACACUGAGACCACCAGCAUGGAAACAUGUAAUGACUUAUCUAAAAGCAACAGGUUUAUUUGACAGAUUAUAAUUUAAUCUGUUGUUUUCUAUUUUUAGGAUUUUGUUUAUUUAUUUUUGUUCUUUUGCAUAGUUUAUAACGUAUAACCUCCAUCGAAGCUCUAAACCAAACAGUAGGUGGCGGUAAUGCACCAUAUUGGUUUGCCAUCUGCCAAAUAAAAAAGAAAGAAGAAGAAGAAGGCUGUUGUAGUUUCAAGUUCUUAUAUCUGCUUUGCAUAUCUGCACAACGGCAGGGGUUUUCAAUAAAGCUUUCAAAUUAAAAUUAAAAGAGCAAGGAGCAGAGGACGGAGCAGAGGCAGCGGUGAUUCGGACCCUCUGCAGAACGGUAACACGAACGAAGGGAGGAGUAUGAAAAGAGGAAGGUGCACAGGCAGCGGCGAUGCAGACCCGCCGCAGAACGGUACCUCCGACGACGGGAUGUGGGUUCGAGGCCCCGAAGCCGGGGCCAGCAACAUUGACAGCCUGCCCGACACGAACGAUGAGGUUGACUCGGCCCAUAGAAGAGAUAUCAGGAGCAAAUACCGGGUGCUGAUCAGCAGCAUUCAACAGAACCGAGAGGAUAUGCUGAAUAAUCGUGAUAAUAAAAUCACAGAAGUACUGGACGAAGCGAACACACUUUUUAAGGAAGUGCACCAAGCCAGAGAGGCAGCGCUUGAUUCCCAGCUGCUGGUGGUGGCAUCGGACCUGGGCAAGGAGAAGGCCAGCCAGCUGUUCUCUGAAGGCCUCUCUUUCGACCCUUCUACCUUUGUACAGCAUACUCUGUCCUUCAUGGGACUCAACUGGCUAGAAGAAGAGGGGGAGAGCUCAGACGAAGGAGCGGCCACAUCGCACGGCUCUCUUCCCCGGAAUGCCUGGCACAGGCUGGCCCGCCGAGCCGAGGCGUGCUUCCGGAGCACCCCGGCCUUCCACUUCAUGUACGGCUCGUUCCAUGCAGAGCCCCCACCCCCGAAGCCGCGGGUGGAGAGACAGAGGAAGGCUCCCACCAAGGAGGCCAAGAGGAUCAUGCCUACUCAGUUGAAGAAGAUGGAGGAGUCCCAACAGGAGGCCACGGAGAAGGAGGUGGAGAGGAUCCUGGGCUACUUGCAGCAGUACCACGCUCAGGACCCCACUUCGCCGAUCUCCUAUUACGAGUUUGUCAUCAACCCCCAUUCGUUCUCUCGAACGGUGGAGAACAUCUUCCAUGUGUCGUUCUUAGUCAGGGAUGGUUUGGCAAGGAUGUACAUGGAUCGUGACAAGAUGCCCUGCAUUGGUCCUGUGGAGGACGGUAUGGCGGAAGAGGGCACAGCCUCCGUCCGUAAACAGUGCGUCGUUUCCAUCACCCUGCAGGGCUGGAGGGAGCUCCGAGAAGACUUGGACAUCCAAGAGUCGAUGAUCCAGCCACCAAAGUCGCAAACUAAAUGACGGGUUAUUGCCUUUUGUAUAAAUUUUAUUUUAAAAUGAAUUUUUUAUAUUCUAGAGUAUACAUGUUUCUCACAAAUUCUGCCCAAUUUUGAUCUAUUUUCUGAAGGGUUUUCCUCAACCCUUCCUAUUUGUAUAUUUUGGUUGCUUUUAUUUACCGUUUUAAGAAAAUGUGUU
Messenger RNA from Gadus macrocephalus (Pacific cod), 1722 nucleotides. It is a transcript of the gene nsmce4a, whose product is annotated as NSE4 homolog A, SMC5-SMC6 complex component. Bases 496 to 1548 code for a protein of 350 amino acids. Gene Ontology annotation, biological process: DNA repair. Gene Ontology annotation, cellular component: Smc5-Smc6 complex; nucleus. NCBI's taxonomy places the organism in Eukaryota, Metazoa, Chordata, Actinopteri, Gadiformes, Gadidae. The record is from RefSeq and is a predicted model, not a curated record. The transcript is spliced from 10 exons.